Messenger RNA from Cottoperca gobio, 3845 nucleotides. It is a transcript of the gene klhdc8a, whose product is annotated as kelch domain containing 8A. The coding region runs from base 595 to 1662 and encodes 355 amino acids. The record is from RefSeq and is a predicted model, not a curated record. Gene Ontology annotation, molecular function: protein binding. Lineage: Eukaryota; Metazoa; Chordata; Actinopteri; Perciformes; Bovichtidae. The transcript has 9 exons.
UUUUAACUUGUGUGAUGAAAGCUGGAAAUGAAUACUUCAUCACUGACCCACAUAAUGGCGAUAUAUCUGGCUCGGUAAACGGAGCUCUGUCGUGUUUCACAGCCCGCUCCUCCGCUGUGCGCUCGAGGUGCAGCGGGAGCUAUCUGCGGCGCGCUUCGCCUCCCAUCUUUCUCCGCCUGGAUCCGACUCCUCUCUCCAUCUCGCUUCCAGAGAGAGGAGUGGAGGGGAAAGGAGAAGCGGUACACACCGAGAGAGGGGCGACGGAAACGGGAAAAGUAACUGAACUGCAGUGCUGAGACAUCAUCAAGGGUUUCCUGCCUGGGAUUCCAACCUGAAGGGCCCUGCCUGAGGCGGCGGACCAACCCCAGGAGAGGAGAGUUCAGCCUGGCCUUUAACUGAUCCGACACUCCCACAGCUCACUUUCCAAUAAAGAACCUCCCCCUCACCCUGGGGCCCUGGCUCUAUUCUCCCAGCUCUCCCCCACCUUCAUCUUCUUAGCACCCCCUGAUCAAUCCAUCCCCAGAACUUCCCAGACUCUGGCGUCCUCGCUCAUCCGUCCCUGCCUCGUUGAGUCUCCCCUGGGGUGCUGAGGCCAUGGCGGUACCUUCAUCCCACGAGUUUCACUGGCAGAGUCUGGCACGACUGGCAAGCGGCCGCGUCUACCACAGUCUGUCUGAGGUGGGGGGGCAGAUGUACAUGCUAGGGGGCUGCGACGCUGUGGGGAGGCCCUGCCCGGCCAUGGAGCUAUACUCCCCUGAGGGGGACCGCUGGAUGAGUUUGCCUCCCAUGCCCACCCCUCGUGCUGGGGCAGCUGUGGCAGUGCUGGGGAAACAAAUCCUGGUGGUGGGAGGAGUGGGAGAGGACCAGAGCCCCCUGAAGGUGGUGGAGAUGUACAACACAGAGGAAGGGAGGUGGAGGAAGAGGAGCGCUCUGCGGGAGGCCUUGAUGGGUGUAUCCAUCACUGUGAAAGAUGGCCGGGCUCUGGCUGUGGGGGGAAUGGGUGCUGACCUGCUCCCUCGCAGCAUCCUGCAGCAGUAUGACCUUCGAAAGGACGUGUGGGCGCUACUUCCUCCCAUGCCGACCCCACGUUACGAUGCAAACACACAUCUGCUGGCCAACAGGCUCUACGUGGCAGGCGGUCGCCAGUGUAAGCGACCAGUGAAGGCCUUCGAGGUGUUUGACGCAGAGACGCGUUCUUGGACUACGUUACCCAUCAUGCCUUGUAAACGCUCGUAUGGGGGCGUCAUAUGGGAUACAACUGGGAGGUUGUGUCUACUUGGAGGACUGCGGCAGGGAGGACACCAGAGCUCCAAGUUCACCAAGAACGUCAACAUUUUUGACACCAACCAAGGCAGCUGGUUGAAGUCGGAGGAGACGGUGGCGAUGAAAACGAAGAGAGCUGACUUUGCUGCUGCUUUCCUGCGUGGCCGGAUGGUAGUUGCAGGAGGACUUGGUCACGAGCCCUCGGCGCUGGACACAGUGGAGGCCUUCCAUCCUCAGAAGAAGAAGUGGGAGAGGUUGGCUCCUAUGACCUUCCCCCGAUGCUCCACCUCCUCCAUCGUCAUCAGAGACCGCCUCCUGGUGGUGGGAGGAGUCAACCAGGUUCCCAGCUCGGCCCAUGAGAUCCUGUAUGUAAAGAAGAAGAGUAUCUGUAGCCUGUAGUAAUUGACACCAGAUGAAUGCAGCAGAUCAGAGAAUCCACUUCCUCGACCCUCCUGAAUCAGACUUUAGUGCAAUAUAUAGGAAGCAGUGAAACAGAGAGAGCCCCUGACUUUGUGAUGUUACGUAACAGACGACACUGCCCCCUACUGGGCUGUACUGACACUGAGCCCCACAUGGAAGCACACACAUGCACAAUGGAGGAGCUGGCUCUUUCUUUAUACAGAGUUUUGUUUCUUGAUACUUUAGUAAGUGACACUUCUGCAUUGUACGCUGCAGUGGAUACAUGGAGAAGAAUCUAUUUUGUAGCUUCUAUGUUGAGUAAUGUAGACAGAAAAUACAUGGAAAACCUAUUUUAUGGCAUAUAUGCAUUUCAUGUUUGGUUUGUGUGGGGAUGCACGAUAUGGAUAUUUUUCAGCUGAUACCGAUAAUUGUUUGCUUCUCAUGACCGAUAUCAAUAAGAUAAUCGAUAAUUACACAUUUUUGUAUUUUAAAAAGAAGUUCAUAACCUGUAGUUUAUGUAUGUAACCUGUGUAUCACAGUAUGAGGGUAAGAAUGGAGUCCCUGGGAACAUGUGUGCAGGUGUGUAGAUACUACGUAAGACAAUAAAAGCAAUUAGGCUUUGUAUUAUCAACUUUAUUUUUAUUUCAUUAUCAAAAUAAUACUUAAUAAUAUACAUUUUUCAUAAUGGGAUGAUAAUUCAUCCGCCCAAUAUAUAUUGUGCAUCCCUAGUUUGUGUGUUUGUGUUUGUGUGUGUUCAGCUUGCUAACAAGCGAGCAUUUGUAUAAAGCGUGUUUUCCACAGAGGAUUAUAAUUGAGUUUGAUGACAUGACUGCAAUAUUUGUAUAUUAUUUAAUAUCAUCUUGCGAGAAAAAAACCUCACUACAAAGUGAGUAAUGUUUGGUUGAACUGUACUGUAACAAACUUUGCACUAAAGCAAUUAGCACUGAGUGGGAGUUGAUUUUACCAUCAAUAAUUUCUAGUGUAAUGUAUCGUAGUAAUUACACUGAGAACGCUGUGCCAUCACUCUUCUGCGCUGUGACCGUGCACACGUGUGUGAUCACAGGUUUCAUUUAUGCAUUUCAUACAUGAAAAGAAACUAGACAAUAUGUUGUUUGUGUAAGGGGAGACAGAAGGCCUACAGGUAAUAAAUAUAAUUAUAUAAUAAAUGUACUAAUAUUUAUCCCCAUGAAACUUCCCCAGCUGAUUACUUACAUUAAAACAAUUAUGUUUUGUAUUACAAGUUUUCUGAAAUUGUAUGUUUAAAUAUGCAGAUGAGGCAUUAAGUUAUUAAAUAUGAGCUAAUUACAUUACCAGAACAGAAAUGUGAACAUUGGAUGAAGAUUGAAUCUGAUAAUACUGUCAACAGACAUAAAAUAUAUAUAAUAUAUCAUUGUUUACAUGUCUUUAGGAGUACAAUGUUAAAUAAAUCAGGCUAUGAAUGAAAUAUGAUUAACCUCUUAACCUCAACCCUCUUUAUAAACCUUCAGAUUAUAGAUUCUGGAAAGGUUGGUGUAUGUCAGAGCUGCUGAAGUGGAGAUUUCCAUUCAUUUGGCAACACACUGCAGGUGAUUAGGGUACAAAUAUUAACAAAUAGAUACCAGCAUGAAACUUCCCCAGUCGAUUACUUACAUUAAGACGAUUACUUUUUGAAUUGUAUGUUUAAAUAUGCAAGUUAGUCAUUAUGUUGGAGAAAUCUAACAACACAAAUAGAUCAAGUUGGGAAAAUAAACACUUAAAUGUGUAUUUUGGAUGUUUUUUGUUGCACAAAAUUGACCAGUGCAUGAUAAAACCUUGUGUCUGCAGUGUCUCCCCUUAACUAAUUACCAGACUGCUGUUGUAGGCAAAGCAAUGUUUGACUCUGAACGACUGUACGCACGUUAUUCCUGCAGCAAUACAAGUUCUCUUCUUUUCAGUGACUCAUCUGUGCAAUGUGCUGUGCUGUAACAACCAUCAGUUAACACCUCACUCAGGUUGUGAUGUUACAGACCGGCUUUCGUGACUUCGAAGAUCAUUUACUGACUGUCUUUUUGGCUCAGGCUGUUGUGUAACAGGUGACUAAGCUGUGAAAUAUUUCAUCGUGAAGACUUCAUUUCAACAUGAUCAAUCUCUGAUUUGUCCUUCACUCAAUCAUGUCAUGUAAUAUUGAGGAUAUGAGGAAUCAUAUCCAGUGGAAUAAAUGGGAU